AUGCAUUCGGCACCAGUGCCGCAAACUGCCCCGCAUAACCCACACGAAGCUGGGUUCAUGGACUGCGACUCUCUUGCGUCUUACAACGACAAGGUAUGUGCAGCCUGGGAAGCGAUCAAGGACACCCCGGACGAAAAGGUCUUUGAAAGAGGCCUAUUUGAUCGCAUUGCGCUAGUUUUAUCCAACGAGACCCCGGCCCUCGAACUCCACGAACAUCUCUCUGCUGAAGAACAGGAUUAUCUGCCCAUUUUUGAACGCCUUGUCAAUGUCAAGAAGGUGAAAGAUGAAUUGGCUCUAAAUCGACACCCCGAUCAACGAGCUAAGUAUCAACAGAAGGGCAUUGCCCAGAUCCAGCUUAUACAUUCAUCGCUCCAAGCCAUGCACAAGUCUUACGGCAUGCACUACCACCUGAUGGCGAGCUCGUGGAAUCCCACCACAACCAAUCCCACAGCUGGCUGGUGUAAGGAAUUUAGCUCAGACCAUGUCUACCUUAGCUCUUUUUCCUCUCCCAAUCACCUCCUCGAGCGAUUCAAUAGGUUCGCCACCCGUCGCGAUCUGCCUGAUCAGAAGUCCAAGGACACGUAUGUGCGACCAAAUGACCAGCUUCGGAAGGACUUCACUUCGGCUUUGAAUGAGCUUGUGUCCGAACACCUUGGUAAAGUAAAUCCGAAAGCAAUCAAGGGGCGUGUCCACAUCCACCCAAAAAAACCACACUGCAAUCUCCUAUUGCAAAGCAUAGAAUUUCCAAAUGACAUUAAGCUUGCAGUGCAUCAAACAAGCGAUUCGAAAGUCACCCCCCAGAUGCUUGCAGCGGGGCCUGCCGCGAUUAUGAAUGAUAAGGAAAUGAUGCAAGUAUGGUUAGAAGACAUAUUGGCACGCCGUUACACAGUUGUUCGUGUCACAGACCAAAAGGAAGAUCGCACAUAG
Molecule: messenger RNA, 927 nt
Organism: Melampsora larici-populina 98AG31
Lineage: Eukaryota; Fungi; Basidiomycota; Pucciniomycetes; Pucciniales; Melampsoraceae
Exons: 3
Coding region: 1-927 (308 amino acids)
Source: RefSeq, a predicted model, not a curated record